AUGGAGCUCCUCUUCCAGAUGAGCUCAUCCUGGAAAUAUGCGAGAGCCUCAGCAAGGUCUACCUUUGCCGCUCUUGCUAGGACCUGCAAGUACCUGUAUCUCUUCGGUAUGCGAUUCCUCUAUGAGAGCUGCGAGAUCUCCAAUCCCGAAAACUUAAGCGGCUUCCUCCGCACAUUACACGACCAUCCUGAAAUAGCGUCAUACGUCCGCGAGCUGUUGAUCGGCGGAUCCUGCGACAGGAGUUUUGCAAGUGGCAAUCAUCUGAGCAUGAGCAAGGCAGAGAUGACUGCACAUAUCCGAACAUUAUCCCUUCCUUACGAAAGCACUUUGGUCGAGGCCGUUGCUCUUCAUCCGGAAGAAGUAGAGCUGGCGCUUCUUGUCUUGGAGGCUCGCACCGCUCUCCAAUUGUUACAAUCAUGUGCGACUGUGUCAAGCUUCCGAUGUGAUCGACCCGAUAAACCCGAUGACAACGUAGUGGAUUGGCAUUCCACACUUCUCGAAGCUGCAAGAUCACAUAGCGAAACCCUCGAAAAGCUCGAACUUCGGACCGACGAAAAUGGUGCACUUACCUGGACGGACGAAUGGCCGCGAAACUAUUUUUUAUCUGAAAUGGAAGAAUUAGAAGAACUGGAACUGCACUACACUGCCGUUGUGGGCAAACAACGAGGAAUCCAUUACGAUGAACUACCGGAGACGCCAGAACCUGCCCGAUCGCUCCGUGAUCUACUGCCGCCAAAUUUAGUUGAGUUAAGACUAAAGUAUGAUAGAUCCGCUAUGAACGCCAAUGUCGACUACACCGCGGAGCUACGGGAACUUGUUCAAGACGAUAUAAACUUCCCCCGCAAGCUCAAAAAGGAAUACUUCAACGCACACGGUGUCGACUUUCACUAUAUUGUCAAGUGCGAGAUAGACAAUAAACAUGAGCUGGACUACUUAGUGGCGACUCUGGCUGCCAUGGGCCACGGGGGCGCUUAUAUGUGUAAAUGGUUCAUAACCGAUGACAACUUUUGGAUGACAUCCGAAGCACUGCACGACAGGGUAAUGGAAGAGAUCAGAGCAGCUGAGAAACGCCAAGAGGCGCAUUAG
Molecule: messenger RNA, 1086 nt
Organism: Alternaria ethzedia
Lineage: Eukaryota; Fungi; Ascomycota; Dothideomycetes; Pleosporales; Pleosporaceae
Exons: 6
Coding region: 1-1086 (361 amino acids)
Source: RefSeq, a predicted model, not a curated record